Molecule: messenger RNA, 2859 nt
Organism: Anastrepha ludens (Mexican fruit fly)
Lineage: Eukaryota; Metazoa; Arthropoda; Insecta; Diptera; Tephritidae
Product: translation factor waclaw, mitochondrial-like
Exons: 4
Coding region: 226-2655 (809 amino acids)
Biological process (GO): regulation of transcription by RNA polymerase II; positive regulation of translation
Cellular component (GO): nucleus; mitochondrion
Molecular function (GO): mitochondrial ribosome binding; GTP binding; DNA-binding transcription factor activity, RNA polymerase II-specific
Source: RefSeq, a predicted model, not a curated record
UAGUUGCGUCCAUCGCCAAGUCGGACCGUACACGUAGCGCAUUGGAGAGGCGACAGCAGCAGCAGAAACAACGGCGAAUUCCGCCAUCGUCAACCAUCGCUAUUCACGAGAUACUCAAAGUAAGAAGUGAAUUUAAUUACAGAGCAAACUGAAAGUGAAAAUUGCUACAAUCGAAGUCGUUAUGAUUUUAAGUUUUAAAUUUAGAAUACACUACAUCAGAGCAACAUGAUCAACAGCGCGAAUACAGUGGACUUUAAAGUUAUGAAUCAUGGUAAUGUCUUACUACAGUCGGAAAUGGUGCCAUUGGAAAAAUGCAAGCUAGUGCACACUGCGAAAAUACCUCAAAGUGGUGGAGAAAGAUUUACUACGUCAUAUGCAAUACAAACUUCCCUUGUUGAUCCCUACCCAUACACCGCAGAGAAGAAACACGGAGCCGAUAUUCAAAGUGCCCAGACCAAAGAGAUUCACAUGCAGCCACAACGUGUCCAUGUACAGCAUCUACAAACUCACCCCAAUUUGCAGAACAACCGUUGGAGUUCGCAUACGUUUUACAAUUUAAGUAAGGGAACGGAUAGGUCUACACCAAAAGUGUGUACAACUAAAACAAACCACAACAAUAACUUAAUUAGCAAAGAAAGUGCCUUUAGUUUAAGCAGCAACAGCAACAGCAAUAACAACAACAAUAAUAAUACUAAUAUUAAUAAUAACAUCAGCAUCCCAAAUACUUUCAAGAAUAUUGAAAGUAGCAAGGACUUGCCAAUAGUCGGCAAUGGACCUAUUCGGUCAAUUCGAGAGGUAGAUGCUCAUAGGGAGUUAAGUGAUAGGCGUAUGACGUCCGUUUAUAGAACUGAUUACCAAGAAAAUGCCUUUCUCCGCAUCGAGGAUGUGCACAAUUAUGCUAAGUUGGAUCGUUAUAGCUAUUCGAACGAGAGUAGCAAUAGCAGUAUGCAUGAGGAGGAGAAUGAGGAUGAAGAUGAAGAUUUAGAUGAGGAUUUGGAUGAUAACAAUGAUGAUGCCGCUACAAAUUACGAGCGUUAUUUAAGGAAUAGCAAGCAAAUUGCCGCAAGGAAGGGGAAAUCUGUUGAGGAAGCACAGCUGAAUAUGGGUAAUAUGCGAGUCACUAGAAUGGAAACGGAGGAGACUGAACAUAAUGUGGAUGUUGAGACUGUGCACACAAUGCAAAAUGAUGCUGGAGUGGCGGUGGCAAGCACACCCGAUCAUCAUGCGCGCAGGCCAAUGAAUGCUUUUCUAAUAUUUUGUAAACGUCAUAGAGCCAUCGUUAAAGAAAGAUACAAGUCAUUGGAGAAUAGAGCAAUCACAAAAAUACUGGGUGACUGGUGGGCUUCCUUAGAUGCCAGUGAUAAAAAAUGCUUCACGAAUUUGGCGCAGCAGAAUAAAGAUGCAUUUUUCAACGCGAAUCCAAAUUUUAAGUGGUACAAGCUGCCCGCUCCGCCACUUCGCACCCUAAACACUCGACCGGGCAAUAAUGAACGCCCUGUGGACCAAGAUGAUGACAUCAAAUCGAUGAUGGCAAUGCAAAAUAGCGGCACUAUGCUACCCAAAUACACAACCAAAAGCAACAAUAGCUUCUUUAAACUAGCUGAUGAAGCACAAAUGGGCGAACUUAGUGCGUUAAUUAAUGGGGAAGGCAACAAUGCGAACAGUAACAUGAACCAGAGUGCAUUGCAGCAAGCGCUGGGUGAAACAUCGCAGUUUCUGAACGCCUAUAUGCCACCCAACUGUGAGGCAGACGGCGGUCAAGCGAGUAAAAAUCGCUUGCUCAGUGAGAACAGCUUCUCCAGUAAUGGCAGUGAAGAUGAUGUUUUACCUAAAAAAUCAUCACGAGCGUGUAAGGGGAAAAUUUAUCAAGAACUUAUCAAUUCGGGGCAGAUUUCAGCUGUUUCGAAAAAAGUGAAAGCGCCCAAAUCACAAAGUCAUGCCAUCGGUUUCACUCAUCAAACUGUGAAUCCGUCCCACAAUUGUAAUCAAAUUUCGUUAGAGGGUUCCAACAAUAUUGCAUCCAUUUGUGCGACCUUACCCAUAUCUAAAAAUAGCGUGAAAAUACCUGAAACUUUCGCUGGGGAGUGUUCUCAUACAAACAGUGAUCUGUUAAGUUUUGAUCUGGAAGAGAAAAUUAAAGAACUGCCAGCUCUCAGCUUAGAUCUAUAUUUGCAACGCAAACGUAAUACGAAAAAGAAAAAGAAAUUCACAUCGAAGAAGCGGCAUUCAAAUAGCGCAUCAAGCAGCAAAAAUUUAGGGGUGGUAAAUGUAACAUCUACGGCACCAACAGCGACUACCAACAAGAUGCGGGAAGCGCAAUCACAUCCGGCUGUGGGUAGUCAAAAAAGAAAAGCGCGAAAAGAGAGCAUCACGAGACGUGACAUUACCGCUAUUGAGAACGAGAUCGCGUCUGUUAUUCCAUUGGCUAAGAGUUUCAGUACCAUAAAUGGCUGUUAUUAUUUUAAUGAGUCGGCAGGUUCGGCAAUAUCAAAAUCUCUGCUAUUGGGGGGAAUGGCAAACUCCACGGUUGCAAUGGCAGACAAUCAGCGAACCAACGCAAGUUUUGGCAAUUUAAGCAAUGAUAACAUUUCGUCUACCUCAGACUUAUUCAUUCUGGCCGAGGUUGCUGCCAAUCGCACCGAACUAACAAAUUGAAUUGCAAUCGGUUAUCAUUGCACUAUCAUUAAUACAACCAUAUAAGUACCAAAAAGAAAUUGUAUCGUAAACAUGAAUCUGUUGCAUUGGUUCACAUAUGCUUAGUUUAUAGAAGUAAUGAAAAAAUUGUUAUUGUUUUCGAAAGUUAUAUUUAAUACCAUUAGUUUAAAGUCGGAAAUAAAAUUAUAGUAAUAUUUUCACAAA